Colletotrichum paranaense is the source of this 339-nucleotide messenger RNA. RefSeq lists its product as uncharacterized. Bases 1 to 339 code for a protein of 112 amino acids. The record is from RefSeq and is a predicted model, not a curated record. Lineage: Eukaryota; Fungi; Ascomycota; Sordariomycetes; Glomerellales; Glomerellaceae. The transcript has a single exon.
AUGUCUCUUUCUCCUCUUUGGGUUCUUGGAGUCGCAUCUGCAACGGGCAGCGUUUCCGCACCAGCGCCAACCAGGAUUAGCGUUACAACUAUCGGUCGAACCAGAGGCGAGCAGCAUUCUAGGGCCCGGUUCGUUGUGGCACCGGCAGUGCAAGGUUAUCAGAAAGGAAAUUGUUCGACAUUCGCCAAACGGUCAAGCGACCGACUGGGAAACUCUCAAGAUUAUCCCGAGAUUGUUGGUGGGCCUGCCGGAGGAGAAAUGGCACCUUGGGCCGGGGGAAACGGCUGUGGAGAUCUGGUGAACAGCGUCAUGGGCGGUUGGAAAAGCGAUCAAGUAUGA